This is a messenger RNA of Microthlaspi erraticum, 675 nucleotides long. Lineage: Eukaryota; Viridiplantae; Streptophyta; Magnoliopsida; Brassicales; Brassicaceae. The record is from the annotation of a GenBank genome assembly.
AUGUUUGUGGGAAUCCAUAAAGAUACUUUUAUAUCUUUUCACUUGUCCCAGAGAGUUUGGAUAGUCAAUGGGGAUUUCAAUGAAAUUACCUUCCCGUUUGAGACUUCUAAUCCAACUUGUCAUCGGUCUACUAGAGGUAUGCAAGAUUUCAGGGAUUGUUUGGCUGUUUCAGAGCUGUUUGAUCUCCCUUUUCAAGGUCCGCGUUUCACCUGGUCAAAUCACAGAACAGAGGACCCCAUUGCAAAGAAGCUUGAUCGAUGUCUGAUUAAUGGUGCAUGGCUUCAUCGUUACCCGGCAAGCCAUUGCUUCUUUGAAUCUCCGGAGUUUUCUGAUCAUUGCCCAUGCCUUAUCCGCCUAUCAUCUCCAUCUCCGUCUUUUGGCUCCCACCCUUUCAGGUUUUUAAACCUCAUGACUAAGCAUCCGUGGUUUUUAGAGACGGUUCAUCACUUUUGGAAUGAGGCAGGCAAUUUAGCCUUGAAUCUUAGAGAUUUCAGCUUUAAGUUGAAACAAUCAAAGAGACCUCUGAAAUCUCUGUUUCAAGAGAACUACAGUGAUAUAGAGAGAAGAGUCUCUGAAGCUUCUUCUGUCCUUUCUUCUCUUCAACUGAUUUCUCUGAAUGAUCCCUCUGAGGCUAAUCUUUUGUUGGAAUCAGUGGCUAAGCUUGCGUACGGCUGA